AUGACCGACAACCAAACGAGCACCCCUUCGGUGCUGGCCACCCACACCGUCGACCCCAGUCAACAAGAAAUCUCUCACCCGCCACAGUCGUACACAUACUACCAUGCCGGUCCGCUGUUCACUAUCGCCGAACUGCACACCAACGCGCUCCUCGCGCAAGCGAUCCAAAAAGGCUCGGCCGGCAAGUUCAUCCCUGUCCUCCCUCAGGACCUGGAACAGCGUGAUCUCAGCGCGCACGCCAUCCGGGACCAGGACCUGCGGGCCCUGCUGUCCUGCGACAUGGCACUGUUCACCUACGACGGCGCCGAGCUCGACGCCGGCACCGUGGUCGAGUACAUGGUCGCCAAGAUGGCCGACAUCCCCGCCGUCGUGCUGCGGACCGACUUUCGCGGCGCCGGCGACCAGCCGCCCGAGACGGGCGACGCCUGGAACCUGAUGAGCUCCAACUGGCCGCGCACGGUGGGCGUGAGAGUGCACGCCAUGGUGGGCUACAAGACGGGUCUCCAGCGCGCCCCGGCGGGGAGGACGGUGGGCGAGUCCAUGAUCGACGACGUCGCGCAGAAGGUGGUGGAUGCGUUCGAGACGGUGGUAAAGGAGCCCCCGAGAAUGCCCAAGGAGUUGAGAGAAAGUGUCUAUCAGUGGCUGGCCCUAAUGCCGGGUUUCAAGAACGGCGGCGACCAGCAGAACGUGGAGGCUCUCGCGAAGGUGUGCAAAGAGAAGCAAUCUAGGGGUUUGUUAUGA
Molecule: messenger RNA, 741 nt
Organism: Fonsecaea erecta
Lineage: Eukaryota; Fungi; Ascomycota; Eurotiomycetes; Chaetothyriales; Herpotrichiellaceae
Exons: 1
Coding region: 1-741 (246 amino acids)
Source: RefSeq, a predicted model, not a curated record